Messenger RNA from Rhineura floridana, 1024 nucleotides. It is a transcript of the gene BAD, whose product is annotated as BCL2 associated agonist of cell death. Gene Ontology annotation, biological process: apoptotic process. The transcript is spliced from 4 exons. The record is from RefSeq and is a predicted model, not a curated record. Lineage: Eukaryota; Metazoa; Chordata; Lepidosauria; Squamata; Rhineuridae. The coding region runs from base 191 to 643 and encodes 150 amino acids.
ACCUUCAUUGGGCAGGGAAGCUGGCAGUUCUUCAUUGCCCCGGCGACUGUGGUUGGGUCUGCGCUGGCUGUAAACAGGAGGAAGGAAAGAAAAAACGAAGUGGCCCUUAUUUUGUCCUGCCAACCCCACCCCCCCAAUACCCCUGGAGAGCGGCAAGUUGGGUGUUGGGGGCCAUGCCAGCCCCCUGACCAUGUUCCAGAUUGACGAGUAUAAUGAUGAAGAGACUUUUUCAACGGGCGAGAAGGAAACACAGGAUCCCAAGCUGACCUGCAAGGGCGUCGUAGAAGGGGCCAAGGACCCAGGCCGUCCGGCAAGCACCAAAAGUCCUUCCACUGGGAAUCCAGAGCUGCGGCAUCGCAUUGGAUCAGACCCUCCCUUGCCAGAGCCAGAGGCCCCAGAUGAGCUGGGCACUUUCCGGGCACGCUCGCUCUCCGCCCCUCCCAUCCUGUGGGCCGCUCAGCGAUAUGGGAGGGAGCUGCGAAGGAUGAGUGACGAGUUCCACGGCGCAUUGCAGAAAUUGCCGCGUCCCAAAAGCGCAGGGACCGCUGUUCAAAUGCACCGCACGUUGGGCUGGAAGGAGACCCUGCAGUUAUGGUGGCGUCGAAGAUCGCCAAGCAACGGGUCCCCCAGAAGUCCCCCAUGACUGUGUCAUGCUGCUGUCUAUUACAACUUGGGGGGGAGGCAGGAAAUCUGCAGGGUCUAUGUGGUACAUCUGUGGUGGCCCCAAAACUCUGCAGGGGGGAUGGUCAUUCCUCUGCACCCACCCCCCUAGAAAAGUUUUCCCUAAGGCCUCACACUAUCGUAUGAUGCAUUAAGAAUUUUUCCUGCUGCCCCCAUGCACAGGAUCCCAUACCUUUCUCACCCACAACAUCCCAAAUGCCCUAGUUUUGAGGGGAUUUUGUCCUGCCCUUCCUAGUGUGUGUACUUUUUAAAACACUGUAUGGAUUACUGAAAUAAGAACCCUGAUUUUUCACACAUAAUUUGUAUGAGCUUUUAUUACAUGCUAUUAAACGUUUAUUAAAUA